CAACCACAUAAAGAACGUCCGCGGAUACUAGGACUCAGCCAUCGUCCUGUCUAAAGCAUGUAAACAAAACUCAAUUAAGGCUCGUCCCCACCUUGUGUGUGAAAUGAGUGCGCUUCUUAUAGUGUCAUCACCAAGUGGUCUCGCAAGGAUUUAAAGUGCAUUAAAACCAUUUAGACGAGCUGCUAAGGUGCUAGAAUUGAUUUUCUCUACAAAGUUGCCCGAAAUCACGCUAUCACAUUACAAUGUCUGAUUGUUCAAGCCCUUAUUCGCAAUGGAAGAGAAACUGAUGGAAAGUGAUUCGUGCUAAAAGUAUCUGUAGACGAAAUUCAACAUUUAAUUGUAAUCACAAUUGAGAAAGGAAUUUUUUAUGUGAACAUCUUCGAAUGGAGAGCGUGGAGACCAAACCUUGAACCAUUAACUUAAAAGCAUGGAGAAGCUAUCCUGUGAAAGCCUAUUAGGAUAACGAAGCUAGAAAAAAUUUAAGGUGAAAAGAAUCAGAAUGUCCAAUAUAAGAACCUUCAAGGAUAAUUAUGCACGACCAGCCUUUUGACUUAGAUACUGAAUUUGAACCCAUAACAGUAUUAGUCACACUUCAAGCCUGGAUGCAUUAGAAUUUGGGAUAUAAAGCCAUGGGCGAAUCAGAUAGCGAAGACAGCGACGGAGAGGGAGGACUAGGUAAUGUCAGUCGAGUUAUCAUUCGUCCUCCAGGACAUAGUGGGAAAGCAAAACGAGGUCAUCUUUGUUUCGAUGCAGCCUUUGAAACAGGAAAUCUAGGCAGAGCAGACUUAGUGGGCGAAUUUGAAUAUGACUUAUUUUUGAGGCCGGAUACCUGUAACCCCCGUUUCCGAUUCUGGUUCAAUUUCACAGUUGACAAUGUAAAACAGGAUCAGCGAGUGAUUUUUAACAUAGUUAACAUUAGCAAUUCAAGAAAUUUGCUGAACUCAGGAUUGACCCCAUUGGUGAAAUCUACCGGACGUCCCAAAUGGCAGAGAUUGCCGAAGAGUCAUGUAUUUUACUAUAGGUCAGCUACUCAUCAGAAUCACUAUGUCCUGAGUUUUGCAUUCGCGUUCGACAAGGAGGAUGAAGUCUAUCAGUUUGCUAUCUCUCCGCCCUAUAGCUAUUCGAGGUUACAAUCAUAUCUGAAUGUUUUGGAAACGAAAUUUCCUGGAAAUUUAUAUGAGAGGAGUUGUUUGGGAAGAUCUUUGCAAAAUCGAAAAUUAGACUUGAUAACAAUCGAUCAUGUGCCGAAACCAGAUAAAUUAGAUAGCAAAACAUUUCUACGUGUAAUUGUGGUUCUAGCUAGAACUCAUCCAGGAGAGUCUCCUUCAUCAUUUGUAAUACAAGGGCUGGUGGAAUUCCUUUUAGGAAGUCAUCCCAUAGCAAACAUACUGCGUGAGAACUUUAUAUUCAAAAUCGUUCCAAUGGUGAACCCAGACGGAGUCUUCUUAGGCAAUAACCGUUGUAACCUAAUUGGUCAGGAUUUGAAUAGAGCUUGGCAUUUGGCUACUGAGUUUUCACAUCCAACACUCGUGGCUAUCAAAAAUUUGAUGAUGGAAAUUGAUAACUCAGACUACUAUCAGAUUGAUUUUGUGUUCGAUAUCCACGCACAUACCAGCCUUUUUGGAUCAUUUAUCUACGGAAACACCUAUGAUGAUGUAUAUCGCUACGAACGACAUUUGGUCUUUCCAAGGCUCUUUGCAAUGAAUGCUCACGACUACAUAGGGUCAAAUGUGAUGUUUAAUGCCGAUGAUCGGAAAGCGGGGACUGCACGCAGAUUCAGCUGCGAACGUUUGACGGAUACGGUAAAUGCAUAUACCAUAGAAGUGUCCAUGGGGGGAUAUUACCUAAAGGAUGAGAAGACAGUGACUCCCUAUACAGAGGAUGGAUAUAUGCGUUUAGGUCGCAACAUUGCCAGAACUCUCCUGCAGUACUACCGAUUUACAAAUGUUCUACCAGUUCCAACUGUCCCCGAACUUCGUUCAAAACGCAAUCGGCCUAAAACCCAUCACGGACGUGGGCGGUCGAAAGUCCGAUAUGAAAUCAAACCAAGGCCAAAAACAACUCGUCCUUACGCUCCAAUAAGUUACACAGACCUCUCAAUUUACUAUGAAAGCGGAACAUCUGACGAAGGAUCUCCUCCCCGGCAUCCGACUUCUAAUUCAGGAUAUCGUUUCGGUAAGAGGUCAGCAGGAGUAGUUCAUCAAAUGCAUGACCAAUUCUCUUUGCUGUCGGUGAAGUCAUCGAAAAUCGAACAGAUUGAGCCUAGAAACGACAUCUUUUCACGGAAAAGUAGCAGCAAAUUGCCGAUUCUUCAGGAAAGAUAUGGAUAUAGAAAUGUUGAAACCUUGAAUGUUCCUCCGAAACCAUAUUUGUCCAUAAUCGAUUUCAAUCAAUUGACUAGAGGAAGUUUAGAAAAGGCAACAGCCAAAUGCAGGGAGAGGAUAAGUAGACCGAAGGAUCGAAUGAGGAAUUAACUUGAAAUUAAAAUCGAGUGCCUAAAUAGGCCGAAAUUCAACACUUCGGUGGAUAUUCUCUAGUUAGGAAAGUUCAAAAUUUAUUCAUGAAUCUCUAUUUUAUAUUACCUCUUUCCGCUUUAACUUAUCUCAAAGUUUUCAUAAUAAUAUAAAAAUAAAUUCAAAAACGUU
Molecule: messenger RNA, 2645 nt
Organism: Hermetia illucens (black soldier fly)
Lineage: Eukaryota; Metazoa; Arthropoda; Insecta; Diptera; Stratiomyidae
Product: cytosolic carboxypeptidase 6
Exons: 6
Coding region: 630-2474 (614 amino acids)
Biological process (GO): proteolysis
Molecular function (GO): zinc ion binding; metallocarboxypeptidase activity
Source: RefSeq, a predicted model, not a curated record